UAUACUGCCGGGAAGGUUGAGAGAGAGGCUGUGAGAGGCUGAUGGCAGAGAACGCGACGUAGAGAGAAUGUCCGUUACUCUACAAUUUUUGUUAAUUAUUCUGUAAGCGUUAAGUCUUAUUGUAUCGACAUGCUAUCAUUAGGAUGUCUGCUUUGCUACGGAUUAUUACUGAUUAUAAUCACUUUGAUUUUGCUUUGCAUAAUAGUGCACAUGACGAGUCAGCAAUAUCCAAACAUCUGGAGGGACAAAAGGGAAGAUUUCUUUCUCAAUACUCAGACAGCAACAAAGGAAGCAUUUCCCUCGUUAUAUGAUCCCUGGAGUGUGCACCUCAGCAUCAUUGUACCUGCUUACAAUGAAGAAAAAAGACUGCCGCCAAUGCUGGAUGAGUGUCUGGAACAUUUGGAAGAGCGUACAAAGUCUGGACUCACUUAUGAAAUAAUAAUAGUCAGUGAUGGUAGCACAGAUAAGACUGGGGAUGUGGCACAAAAUUAUGCAUCAAGAUACAGCACCAUAAGGGUGUUAAAUCUUGUUAAAAACAGGGGAAAGGGUGGUGCUGUAAGACUGGGUAUGUUGAGCGCAAGGGGCAGUGCUCUACUGUUUGCAGAUGCUGACGGCGCCACCAAAUUCGAGGAUCUAAAAAAAUUGGAUAAAAGUUUAGUAGAUGCUUUAGGAUUUGAUUAUAUGAGUAAGCCUGAAGAAACAGCGUCGUCCGACGCGGUGAUAUGUGGCUCCAGAGUGCAUUUAGAAAAAGAGGAAACUGCGAAACGAUCGUACUUCCGUCUGUUCCUCAUGCAUGGAUUUCACUUCUGCGUAUGGCUGCUGUGCGUGAGAGGCAUCAGAGAUACGCAGUGCGGAUUUAAGCUCCUGACGAGGAAAUCGGCGAGAACGAUAUUCGAAUCGUUGCACGUCGAGCGCUGGGCCUUUGACGUAGAGAUGCUUUACAUCGCGCAGGCGCUCAACAUUCCCGUAACCGAGGUGUCGGUCAACUGGACGGAGAUAGAAGGCUCCAAGAUCGUACCGUUUUGGAGCUGGCUGCAAAUGGGCAGGGACUUGUUUCUUAUCUGGCUUCGAUACAAAAUCGGCGCGUGGAAAAUAAAUAUGAAAUACAAAACAACGUAAUACCGACGCACGCAUUGUUGAUCGAGAGAAUAUUCAUCCCGAUCGGCCACCUCGCUUCCUGAUCUUUAUACAAUAUUUUUAUAACGAUAUGUUAUCGGUUAUAUUUCUACGUAUUGUAUAAUACAAGUCUGAUACAAUAAUAAUAAGCACGCAGAAUAUAUUUAAAUAUAUUAUUACAAAUAAAUACCAGAAACCUUGGUCGAAACGUCACAUGUGCAAUUGAAUAAAGUGAGCUGCCAAUUAA
This is a messenger RNA of Ooceraea biroi (clonal raider ant), 1363 nucleotides long. It is a transcript of the gene wol, whose product is annotated as Dolichyl-phosphate beta-glucosyltransferase wollknaeuel. The record is from RefSeq and is a predicted model, not a curated record. Gene Ontology annotation, biological process: protein N-linked glycosylation. Gene Ontology annotation, cellular component: endoplasmic reticulum membrane. NCBI's taxonomy places the organism in Eukaryota, Metazoa, Arthropoda, Insecta, Hymenoptera, Formicidae.